AUGAACGUACGGCGGCCCUCCUCAGGAAUUUCUUCCAGGGCCACCGGACUCGACCCGGACGGAACUCCAUCAGCGCCAACUGCAGAUUGCCCUCCCGACCCCAGACCGGCGGGCAUGGCCAGUCGUUUUGCCACUGUCAAACCCGUCUCGCAACGCCGCAAUGCUGGCAUGCCAACUCGAGUAGCCGCUCAGAGAUGCCUGUUCUUGGACCCCGGUGAGGCAACUGGAACACAAAACAUGUACGUCAAACCCGUUCGCCGAUGGGGCGGGAUAUCAUACCCUCCAACUGGUUCACCACAUCACAAUCCGCCGAAGAGGUCGGAUGCUCAGGAUCCCAUUUCACUUCGUCCCUUUUCGCACUCGCCAAGCCGUCUCCUCGCUGCCUCCUCACGAGUCACUACACGUUGGCGAAUGGAUCAAUAA
This is a messenger RNA of Colletotrichum higginsianum IMI 349063, 423 nucleotides long. RefSeq lists its product as uncharacterized. The coding region runs from base 1 to 423 and encodes 140 amino acids. The record is from RefSeq and is a predicted model, not a curated record. The transcript is spliced from 2 exons. Lineage: Eukaryota; Fungi; Ascomycota; Sordariomycetes; Glomerellales; Glomerellaceae.